Messenger RNA from Chanos chanos (milkfish), 855 nucleotides. Its product is annotated as ankyrin repeat domain-containing protein 9. Lineage: Eukaryota; Metazoa; Chordata; Actinopteri; Gonorynchiformes; Chanidae. The record is from RefSeq and is a predicted model, not a curated record. The transcript has a single exon. Gene Ontology annotation, molecular function: protein binding. The coding region runs from base 1 to 855 and encodes 284 amino acids.
AUGGAUGACACAUGUAAACAGCGUAAAUUCCCUUCCCUUCUAUUUUAUCAAGCGGUACGAGACCUCAAGCCUGUAUGGAUGUUGGAGGACAUGCGCACCAUGGAGACCUUUUACUGGGAAGAAAACGCGAACCAGAGAACGUACACGCCAUCAGAGGCGCUUCUGUACGCUAUUGUGCACGACCAUCAAGCAUACGCACAGUAUCUGCUUAGUCAUUAUUCAGGCGAAGCACUGGCGAUGCCAGGUGAGCGAUUUUGCUGCUGCCCAUCGUCUGCUCCUCAUUUAGCGAUGGCAGUUAGGUAUGACAGGCGGGAUAUCCUGAGCCUUAUUUUAGGAGUAGCGCAUCGGCUCCCCGGUAUGGGCUCGUACAUGAACCGUACAGGUUGCUUUCAUCUGGAGGAUGGCAAGACCCCGCUCCACCUUGCCUGCGAGCUACUACGAUCAGAAACAGUCAUGCUGUUAUUAGGUAACGGUGCGUCGCCCCAGGCUGAGGACCACAACGGAAUGACACCUCUAGACGUCAUCCUUGAACAGCUUUGGGACUCUAAGGUAAAUAUUAGGGCAAAAAACAUGUGCUUGGACAACCUGUUGAUGUUCAUGCCAGAAAUUCGUUUCAAACUGAAAAGCUCUUUGCAGAAAGAUCCAACAUGCUGGACCAAAGUCCUAGGAGAGGACAAAUUCAACUACCUCAUCGGAAACAAACCGGCCCCACUGUUUCUCAUCGCUAUGCAAAGGAUUCUCCUGCAGCUACCGCCAGAGCAGUUCCCCAACAGUCUGGACAAACUCCCUAUACCAAGGUGUCUAAAGCCACUUCCAGAAGCCAGCAGACAACGUGAACACUUCAAAAUGUUUUAA